AGAUAUUGUAUUUCUAAGCAGAUAAGAUUCAAGGAGUGAUAUUUCUUCGCAAUAAAAGAGUGCCAAUGGAUACUUCGGAAGUGGAACCAAAGUCAUCACUAGCCCCUAUUUUAAAUUACUCAACAAGCAGUGAUGUAUCUUCCAUUAUCGUUACAGGAAACAUGGGUAGAAGAUUAUCUCUACUUGAAAACAUAUCAAUAGAAAAUGAAACUAUACUUUCGAAAUGUACAAAUGAAUCCACUGAUGAUAUGAGAGAACAUAACAUUUGGAGAUUUGAUAAGGUCGACAGAAAAUCACCAUUAAUAGCAUACAAUGGAAACAGCAUAGAAGAUUUGUCAUUUAUUUACGAUAAAAAUUUUGAAUUAAAUUCAGAACUUGAAGACAUAAUUUCAUUUGAAAAUUCUGACUUGAGUAUUCUGAUGAAAUCGAGAAAUUCUGCAAUAUUAAGAAAAGAUAUUUUUAAGCAUUUCUAUAAGCUCAAUGUUCUUCCUUUAAUAAGCCAGAAUGAAACAUUAAACGAUACACAGAAUAAUUUAACGUUACCUUCACAAAAAAAGAACUCUAAUAACUUUAUCAAAGAAAAAUUCCAUGUUCCUUUAACAAAACUAGAAAACAGUCAUUCAACAAAAUUUAGCUCAUUCAAUCAAGGCAAUAAAACUUUAAUUGAAAAUACUACAGACCUUAUCAAUAGAUCAAAGGAAUCUGAAGAAAAUUCAAUUAUUUCACCUAGUUUUGAAAAUGAAAAAUCUCAUGACAGAUAUACAAAUGAAAAGAAAAAUUUAUACCAGAAUAACUCAAAUUAUAACAUUGAAUUGUCUUGUACAUAUUACGAUAUGAAAAGUAGCAAGAAAAAUAUUUUAAGAAACAAAUUAAAACACUGUGAGUUAAAAUUAUUUGACUAUUUGAUAGAACAAGAAACGUACGAUGGUAAACAAAUUGAAAAAAAUGAAUUAAUAGAUAAGGUUUUCAACAAUAAUUCGACAAAAGAAAUAGAAAGUGUUACUGGUUUAUGUAAUAAAGAAAAUAGGUUAAAAGCAGAAAAUGGUAACAUUAAUAAUUCUAUAAGUGAAAAAGAUAAUUUCGGGCAUAAUUUAUUUAAAAAUAGACUAAUCACAGGAAAUAACGAGGAGAGUGUUAGAGAAUUUAUUAAUUAUUUUAGAAAAUAUAACUCACUCGGUUAUGAAUUUGAUAAAUCAAAUUUAUACCAGUACACAGAUGAUUCUCUAUACGAAUCCAUAAACGAACUAUCAAAUAAGGAAAAAAUUAACAUAAAAUAUGGUAAGGAUGAAAAUGAUGAAAACAAUAUAAGUAAGUAUCAAACAUUUUUGGAAGACAGUAAUUUACAUGAAGAAAAAACUAAAAUAAAAUUAGAUACAAAUGAAAAAUCAAUUAAAAGGAACAACAAAGACAAUGAAAAAAAUCAUAGCAUAUAUUCAAAGUUUGGUAAUUGUAACAAAUUAAAAUUUGAUGUUGAAACCAUAGUAGGAAAAAUAUCAGAAAUAAAGAAAAUUUCUCCUAAUGACAAUAAUAAAAUUAAAGACAUAAGAAGUUCUACAACAUCAUAUGAAUCAGACGAUUCAUUAAACUUAGAAUACAAUAAAACUAUUCAUAUCUCAGACAGGGUUUCAUCCAGGUUAAGAAAUAUGCACAUGUCUAAACCUAAAUCUACAAAAAGUAAAGUAUCACCAAAACGAAUAACUGAAGAAGAUAUUAAGAAAGUCGUUCAUAAUAUUACUUUAACUCCAAUGAGCUCUAAAGAUAAUCUAAGAAUAAAUAACAGAAGUAAUAGGAACAGAUUAAGGGAAUUUCCUCAAAACAUAAAAUAUAAAAAUAAAACAAAAACAUAUUUGAAAACAGCUGAUAUUAGAAAGUUUAUUUGGUCUAAGUUACUACCUUGUUCAUCAAAAACUAAUACUUUGCUCGACUGUGAGGAUGUUAUUCAGAAAGUGAAUAUUGCAGUCAAAAAUGCUCAAUCGAAAAAAGCUAAUAUGAAUACUAUUAUAAUGACAUUGCAAGAACUAUUAUAUGAAAAAAAUAUAUGUAAAACUUAUAUCGAGUUUUACACAUUUAUAAGCAACUUUACACCUUUUUCUUUUCAAAAAAAUAUAAUGCCACUAAGUGGAGCGUUUGGAUGUAACGGCCCAAAAAUAACAAAAAAAUUAUCUGAUCCGCUCAGAUAGUAUUACUAAAAGUUCACAGCAAAACGAUUUGUAUAAUAUAUCAUUAAUAGUCUAUGGUACAGGCCCCUUUUUAUCAAAUUAUUAACAUUCGGUUGAAACUUCUUAAAUAACUUCAUCUCAUCGUAACCUACAAAUAUUUUAUUACAAAAAUUCUGGGAAUUGCAGCAUUUUCAAUCUUGGUUUGCAAACUUUAUCUAUUUAAGUAGGUACUCAUAUUCAUUUGCUUUCCACUUGAAUCGUAACAUGAGCAAAAAGUCGAUAAAAAGGUGGCCUUCAAAAAUAUUGAGCUGUUUGGCAUGAACUACACUCCCAAAUUGUCAAAAUAACAAGGUUAUAUAGGCCAAAUGACCCAAUCGAUAGGCCAUCUUUUUUAUCGAUUUUGCGACCAAAUUAUCUUAUGAUCCAAGUGGAAAGAAAAUCGAUAUUUACGAGUUUUUAAUAUCUGUUCAAAUAGACAAAGUUUGCCGACCUCCAGAUUGAAAAAGCCACAGUUCCCAGAAUAUUUUCAUACAAAAUAUUUGUAGGGUUACGAUGAGAUGAAGUCAUUUACAAAGUUUCCGACGGAUGUUAAUAAUCUGAUAAAUGGGGCUGUAACACGGACCAUAAUGAUAAACUCAUACAAUAAUUUGUAAUCUGAAAACUGUUGUUUUUACUGUGCAUGUAUAUAUAUAUUUUUUCAUACUAAAUAAAGAACAAUAUAAAAACUUGAA
Molecule: messenger RNA, 2890 nt
Organism: Nezara viridula (southern green stink bug)
Lineage: Eukaryota; Metazoa; Arthropoda; Insecta; Hemiptera; Pentatomidae
Source: the annotation of a GenBank genome assembly